Nezara viridula (southern green stink bug) is the source of this 261-nucleotide messenger RNA. NCBI's taxonomy places the organism in Eukaryota, Metazoa, Arthropoda, Insecta, Hemiptera, Pentatomidae. The record is from the annotation of a GenBank genome assembly.
AUGUUAAAAAAUGCAGGACAGGUAGGAAAUCUGAAAUCAUCUCCAAGAGUUUCUACACCCCGAACAGUGAUGAACAUACCUACAAAUAUUAAAAGAAAUGUAAAGAACACCAUGCCUGCGUUUGAAUGGUUCAAUUUAAUAAGGAACUGUAAAGACAUACCUAAAAUGUUAACCUUUUUCAUAUCAUCAUUGCUGUUGAAAAAAUGUCAUAAAAUUGCCAGACCUAAAUUGUCAAAUUAUUAUAACAAUCUAAACAUUUAA